Oryza brachyantha (malo sina) is the source of this 1154-nucleotide messenger RNA. Its product is annotated as (+)-neomenthol dehydrogenase-like. The coding region runs from base 49 to 948 and encodes 299 amino acids. NCBI's taxonomy places the organism in Eukaryota, Viridiplantae, Streptophyta, Magnoliopsida, Poales, Poaceae. The transcript is spliced from 4 exons. The record is from RefSeq and is a predicted model, not a curated record. Gene Ontology annotation, cellular component: membrane.
UCCACCACCCACUCCUCCAAUCGAAGCAACCGCAGCCGCGCGCCAUUGAUGGAUUUGCAGAGCUCCAAGGAGACGACGACGACGACGCCUCCUCCCGAGGCGUGGUGGACGGGGGAGACGGUGGCGGUGGUGACGGGGGCGAACCGGGGGAUCGGGCACGCGCUGGUGACGCGGCUGGCGGAGCAGGCGCUGUCCGUGGUGCUGACGGCGCGGGACAAGGCGCGCGGGGAGGCGGCCGCCGCGGCGCUCCGCGCGAGGGGCCUCCGCUCCGUGCGGUUCCGCCGCCUCGACGUCUCCGACCCGGCCUCCGUGGCCGCCUUCGCCUCCUGGCUCCGCGACGAGUUCGGCGGCCUCGACAUCCUGGUGAACAACGCUGCGGUGUCGUUCAACGAGAUCGACACCAAUUCGGUGGAGAACGCUGAGACGGUGCUCAGGACCAACUUCUACGGGGCCAAGAUGCUCAUCGAGGCACUCCUGCCGCUCUUCCGGCGAUCGGCCGCCAGCAGCCGGAUCCUGAACAUCAGCUCCCAGCUUGGCCUUCUAAACAAGGUGAGGGACCCGUCGCUGCGGAGCAUGCUGCUGGACGAGGGGGCCCUGACGGAGGGGAAGAUCGAGCGCAUGGCGUCGCGGUUCCUGGCGGAGGUGAAGGACGGGACGUGGGCGGAGCGCGGGUGGCCGGCGGUGUGGACGGACUACGCCGUGUCCAAGCUCGCGCUCAACGCCUACUCGCGCCUCCUCGCCGCGCGCCUCGCCAGCGCCGGCGACCGCGUCGCCGUCAACUGCUUCUGCCCCGGGUUCACGCGCACCGACAUGACGCGCGGGUGGGGCACGCGCACCGCCGAGGAGGCCGGCCGCGUCGCCGCGGGCCUCGCCCUGCUCCCGCCCGGCGAGCUCCCCACCGGCAAGUUCUUCAAGUGGUGCACGCCUCAGCUCUACUCCAAGCUGUGAAGCUAAGCUAGCUUAGCUAUAGCGCCAUGCUCCUCCAAGCUCCGAGCUGAGUCUGUGACACUGUCGACGACACACGUAGGCUCAGCUGCCUCCUGACGUCCGAGUACAAGUAGGACGCAUUACUACUGUAAAACUAGAGCAGAGAACCCACGAGGUGCUCAUCAUAAAGCAUGUCAGUUGACGGUGAAAUUAUAAUAUAUAUGGCA